AUGGGAGAAAAAUGGAAAAGACAGCAAAAACUUGGGAAUGUUCCACGGAUUCCUUGCAUUCGCGUCCCUUCCUCUGCCUUGGAGACUUCUUUACUGAAGGACCUAACCCAAGGGCAGCAGCGCUAUUUUUACAGCAUCAUGAGGAUUUACAAUUCCAGGCCCCAGUGGGAGGCCCUGCAGAACCGCUAUAUUCACAGCCUUCGGCACCAGCAGCUGCUUGGCCACAUUACUCAACAGGAAGCUUUGGCUUGUGCUGCUGUGCUUAGAGAUUCAACCAAGAGAGCCUCAGCUAAGGUAGCUCCCCAAAGAUCCAUGUCCCAGAAGCCUUCAGCCAUGACAAGAACAGGGCCGUCAGCACUACCUGUGGUUCAACUCAGGGCUAAAAGUGCAGGGCUUGGCUACCUCAGAAACUGA
Puma concolor (puma) is the source of this 414-nucleotide messenger RNA. It is a transcript of the gene FAM216B, whose product is annotated as family with sequence similarity 216 member B. The record is from RefSeq and is a predicted model, not a curated record. Lineage: Eukaryota; Metazoa; Chordata; Mammalia; Carnivora; Felidae.